UAUGCAUGCAAACAUUGAAUACCGACUCUCGUCUCUUCAUCUUCACCGUCUCAAAUCGAAGAGAUGGAGAGAGAAAUCCACUCAUUUCAAAUGUUGGAAACUGUUCAAUUACCUCGGAAUAAGUGAUUCACGUAUAUCAGCAGCAAAAUACAAUCAAUACAAGCUCAAAUUCUUCAAACCAAUCCGCCUCUGCACUCUCUUCAGCUCACAGAAAAUCUCAAUUCAUCAUCUGCUCCCUAUUUUCGCAAUGGGUGGUUAUCGUCCCCCCUUCGCCGACUGCGUCGAAGUCCCUCCUCUCAUCGCUAGAACCGUCGUUUUAGUCGGGAAAAUGGGAAACGGCAAAAGCGCCACGGCCAACCGCCUCAUUGGCCGCCAGGUGUUCGAAUCAAUGCCUAGCUUAGGCGCCGUCACUUCCAGCUGUAAACUGGAAACCACCGACUUAGGCGAAGGUCGAAUUCUCAACGUUGUCGAUACUCCUGGUUUAUUUGAUUCAUCUGUUGAACCUAAAGUCAUGGCCAAUGAGAUUGCUCAAUGCAUCAACUUAGCCAAGGAUGGCAUUCACGCCGUUCUUCUAGUGCUGUCGUUGAGAAACCGUUUUUCUGAAGAAGAGGCGUUGGCAUUUGAUAGCAUUUGCAAAAUCUUUGGUGGCAAAAUUCAGGAUUACAUGAUUAUUGUAUUUACAAAUGGUGAUAUUCUGAGAAGCAAAAAUCUCACUCUUGAUGCUUUCUUAGCUUGUAAUUGCCCUGAGCAAUUAAAGAAUACUAUAGCAAUAUGUGGGAAUAGGGUUGCUUUAUUUGAUAAUGUUAGUGGAGAUGAAGGUAAGAUUUUUGCGCAGAGGGAGGAGCUUCUCUCUCUUGUGGAGGAUGUUGUUGAGGAGAAUGGUGGGAAGCCGUAUACUAACGAAUUAUUCGAUGAACUGACUAAGGGAGGAAUGGACACGACUGAACAAGCUAUGGAAUUCGGUUUUGCAAGUAAAUCUGUGUCUUUGUAUGAAGCGAAGUUUGAGCGGCUCAUCCAGAUGGUUGAGAUGAGGCUAAGGGAGUGCAUUUUGAGGCUUGAGAAGCAGCUGGCUGAGGAGAGGGCUCUUCGGGCGGAGGCAGAGGAGAAGGCGCUGGCAGCACAGAUUCGAGCACGAGACGAGAUGUUCGAACUAAGAGAGCGUCUGGGCCGAGCUGAGGCAUUUGGCGGUGAGCUCCAACACAAGAUCAACAGCAAGCAGGGAGGAUUUUGUGCUCUCGUCAAAAUGAGCAACGGCGAUUCAUCCUCCGCUAGAACCAUUGUCUUACUCGGAAAAAUGGGCAACGGAAAGAGCGCAACCGCCAACAGCCUCCUUGGCCACGACGUGUUUGAAUCAAUGCCUAGCUUAGGUGGCGUCACCUCCACCUGCAAGCUCCACACAGCCGUCCUCCAAAAUGGACGCAUUCUCAACGUCAUUGAUACCCCUGGAUUGUUUGAUCCUGCUGUUCAAUCAAACUCCAUGGCCAACGAGAUUGCCCAAUGUAUCAAUCUCGCCGGAGACGGAAUCCACUCUGUGCUGUUCGUUCUCUCACUCAGAAAUCGCUUUUCUGAAGAGGAAGCCUCGGCUUUUGAAUUCCUCUGCCAAAUAUUUGGUAGCAAAAUUGCAGAUUACAUGAUUGUUGUUUUCACUAAUGGCGAUGCUCUGAUGAAAACGACUUUGGAUCAAUACUUGUCAAAAAAUUGCCCUGAACAGUUGAAGAAUACACUGAAAAUGUGUGGGAAUAGAACUAUUGUGUUUAAUAAUUGGACUGAAGAUGGAGAGAAGAUUUGUAGGCAGAGGGAGAAACUUCUCUCUCUUGUUGAUUCUGUUGUGGAGGACAAUGGCGGUUGUCCAUACACCAAUGAACUCUUCCAACAAAUCAAGAAAGAUCAGAUUGAUGAAGCUGCUGAGAUUAUUGUUGGUGGAGAGCAGUAUGAUCUUUUGGUUGAAAAAAUUGAGGCUCGGAUGAAGGAGAGCAUCUCAAAACUGGAGACGGUGUUGGCUAAGGAGAGUGCUGCUCGAGCGAAGGCACAUCAGAAGUCACUGAAACUUCAGGCGAAGGCGGAACAUGAGUUGCACGAGCUGAGAGAGCGCCUGAGCAGGGCUGACCAUUGGAGCCGGGAGCUUCAGGAGGAGCUUAAUCGCAAGCCUAAUUGUAUCGUAAUGUGAUCUAAUUAUGUGAUUGAAAGAAAGAACUCUAUGUUUUGAUUUUUGCUAUGUUAUGUAGUGUUGUCUUGUUUUUUGUUUUCA
Messenger RNA from Salvia splendens (bonfire salvia), 2248 nucleotides. RefSeq lists its product as uncharacterized. The transcript has 10 exons. NCBI's taxonomy places the organism in Eukaryota, Viridiplantae, Streptophyta, Magnoliopsida, Lamiales, Lamiaceae. The record is from RefSeq and is a predicted model, not a curated record. Bases 2 to 2167 code for a protein of 721 amino acids. Gene Ontology annotation, molecular function: GTP binding.